Messenger RNA from Anoplopoma fimbria (sablefish), 2160 nucleotides. It is a transcript of the gene ankrd6a, whose product is annotated as ankyrin repeat domain 6a. Gene Ontology annotation, molecular function: protein binding. The record is from RefSeq and is a predicted model, not a curated record. The transcript is spliced from 14 exons. NCBI's taxonomy places the organism in Eukaryota, Metazoa, Chordata, Actinopteri, Perciformes, Anoplopomatidae. Bases 1 to 2160 code for a protein of 719 amino acids.
AUGGCUCCACUUUCCUGCCAGGGCCCGGGUCUCCUGACGGCCCUGCACAGAGCUGCCAUGGUGGGGAACAGUGAGGCCAUGGCUGCUCUGAUUCGGGGAGGCUGUGCUGUGGACCUGCAGGGCAGAGACGGCAACACUGCGCUGCAUGAGGUGUCUUGGCACGGAUUCUCUCACUGUGUCAAACUGCUGGUCAAGUCUGGAGCCGAUGUCCACAUCAGGAACAAGGCAGGAAACACAGCACUCCACCUGGCCUGUCAGAACGCUCAUGCUCAGACUGCUCGCCUCCUGCUGCUGGGAGAAUCCACACCAGACACCAAGAACUAUAUGGGUGACAGCUGUUUGCAUGUGGCUGCUCGCUACGACAACCUGACCCUGGUGAAGAUCCUGCUGGGUUCUCUGUGCUCCGUGACAGAGAGGAACCAGGCAGGAGACACAGCUCUCCAUGUGGCUGCUGCUCUGAACCAUAAGAGGACAGUUCAGCUCUUAUUGGAGGCGGGGACUGAUGGGACAAUCAGAAACAAUUCAGGUAAAACGGCCCUUGACAAGGCCAGAGAUAACAACCACAAGGACAUGGCCCAUCUCCUGGCCAGAGCUCCACAGGUACAUCGCUUCAUGCGAGGAAGAACCGUAAGGAAACAAAGAGAGAGACUGACAGCUGAGCCCAGGACCCAGACUGUCACCAGAGUAGAAAUUCUUCCAAACAAAGACAGCAGUUCUGCGGUGGAGGAGGACACCCCCUGCAGUGAACGAAUGGAGAGCAGAACUGCCUUCAAGGUGGGUCGUAGUAACCAGCAGCAGCAGCAAAGGCAGCGACUGUAUUGCCACAAGAGCCCUGCCGCCAUCAGCAGUCUGUACAGCCGCCGAAAGCGGAGGAGGGUCAGGGAGCAUACUCUGAAUGAAAAUGAUGAAAGAAAAGGCGAGAAUGAGUUCCACCUUAAGAGGAAUCUGCUAUGGGAAGAUGGUGAAGAUUCCCUUCAGAAUGGAAAAACCUAUCAGCUCUACACACUGUACCGCGACAAGGAGGGCAACAUUAGACAGGCACCUGCCAACGGAUGCCUCUGUAAGCCCCUGCUCAAGAAGCUGGAGGGCCAACUGAAGGCCACGCAGGAGGAGAUGAGGAUGCAUGUCCUGAACGUGCAGGAGCAGGUCAACAGCAGACUGGGCAAAAUGGACCACAGGAACAGACACCAGAUUAAAGUGUUGGACGUGCUGAGUCAGGAAAAAGCAGCGGCAGAAAGGAAGUACAUGGUUUACAAGAUGGAGCAGCGAGCUGCCCAGGAGAGAGAGGAGGCCCGGGUGACAAAGCAGGCAGCAGUGAGCUGUGAGCUGAAGAGGUGGUGCAUGUCCCAGUUGAAGGACGGGGACAUCCACCUCCCAGCCAAAGCCCGGUAUUACAAACUCCUCCCCUCACAGUCUGUGGAGCAGUCCAUAGCAGAAGCUGACCUGGAGUCACUACCCCUGCUGUCUGUGGUGUCCGACAGCAGCACCUCACUGGCUACCUACGUCAACAUCCUGCCAUGCCCAUCCACCCACAGCCUGGGAGACCCGGAGCAGAUGUGGGGCAGGACAUACUUUGAAAUGAAAGUGGACAGGUCACCAGAUGACUAUGAGAACACAGCCCUGUUUCGUAUGCCUGCCAACCACACCUCAGACCUCCUGCUGGACUCUGUUGACCCCCUCUGGCAGCCUCAGGGAGUACAGGACAGUCCAAUAGGAGCAGUGAUGUCCCGGUGUGGUGAGGGCUUCUCAAGCAGCAGCAACAGCCAGUCCAGCAUCAGCCCCCAGGGGCCCAGCCUGAUCCAACAUCAGGACCACCGCUGUGACAGGCUGGGCAGGAGACACUUUGGAGAGCUGAUGAGUGCGUGCAGGUGUGUAGGGAUUCACACUGAGGGCACCAGAACACUAGAGUUCUUCAUCGACCGUCCCGCUGAGCCCACCUUCAUCCAGGAGAGGAACAGUCAUCACGCUAUGGAGGUGACUCAGCGUUUCUUUGACACGGUGUCAACUCAGUUGGAACGUUGGUACGAGAGGAAGAUUGCGGAGGUGGAGCAGCAGACGGAGCUCAGAGCCCGGCUGGACAAGAAGGAGCUGCUGCAGCAAAUAAGCACGCUGGAGGAGGAGCUUCAGAGGCUGAAGACCAAUGAGAAUGAAGAAAGCUGA